Messenger RNA from Rotaria socialis, 1488 nucleotides. The record is from the annotation of a GenBank genome assembly. Lineage: Eukaryota; Metazoa; Rotifera; Eurotatoria; Philodinida; Philodinidae.
AUGGCUCGUCCUGCCCAGGAGUUUCUCGUUUAUCGUGGUGGUAAAUGGGUCACAAAAAUGGUGCACGACCUAAAUGACCAUGUUACAUUUGAUGACAUAAAAUUCAAUUACGCAAAUAUUAUCGAUUAUAUACGUAUUGUUAUGUGUAUCGUGGCUGGAUUUACUAUGAAUACGGAAUGGCAUCUAGUCACUGCAUUUCUCAUUUUGGGUUCAAUAUUAUUAGAUUGGAUUGAUGGUCCAAUCGCGCGUGCAUGCAAUCAAUGCUGCAUCUUCGGUUCAGGCAUUGAUUGGCUAGCUGAUAUACUUGGCACAUUAGUUAUGAUGGCUUGGUGGAUUCGAUAUGAUUACGCUGUGAUUCCAUGGCUUCUUAUUGCUACUUCGAUAGAAAUCAGUACAGGAAUAUUCGAUUUUUCUGUUACAGCCACAGCUCGCUAUCCAAAAUUGAAGAAAGGUCAAAGUGGAUUUUUUCUUAUUCUUGAAUGGUCAAUGCCGGAAAAUGGAUACACCAAUUUAGGCACCUUUCUUUGGCUUGCUUAUCCAUUCUACUGUGUUUUCCGAACAUUAGAACAUUGUUAUGGAUAUUACGAAUUAGUCAAUGUGGCAAGUCUACUGACUUCAGUAACAGAAUCGAACUUUAUAUUGACUGUCUUUUUAUUAAAUCGUUAUUUUUUGUUCUUACCCGCAUUACUUUACAUUUGGUGUGAAUUGGCAUAUGGUGCUCAUAUAAUUAAAUCUUGGAUUGAAAUAUCAAAAACAACUAAACCAAGUGCUGAAGAAAUCGUUUAUGAUGAUGCAACAGAAUCAGUCAUGGGUGGAUUCAUUCAUUAUGGAAUAUUACCAAGUAGUUAUCAAACAUUAUUACAAGAUAUUUACACUGAUCUACAAUUGAAACUUCAUACUGAAUAUAGAUUAGCUUUAUCAGAGCGUAAAGUUUUUUGGAUAAAUAUUUGGCAACGAACCGGAAAAAAGACAGGACUCAUGGUUGAAUUCGAUCAAAGUCGUCAAUUGGAUGAAUUAGUUCACAAAUGGAUAGCGAAGUAUUAUGAUGUUAACGAAGUUCUUUUAGAUGGAUAUGGUUAUAUUUUAAAUCCGAGAAAUUCCGAAGCUCAAAUGUUUCAUCUUGAUUAUACAAUUGAUUAUUCUACUGUAUUCAUUCCAUUGACUGCGAUUUCGCAUAAUAAUGCAGUACAAUAUAUAAUUCCGUCGUCAUCAACGAGUUCGACUAUGUUACUCGACGCAAUAAGAAAUCCUGAUUGCAUUGAUCUUAGUCGAUUAUUAAAAGAUGAAGCUUAUUACUCGGUGCGUCAGUGUGUCGCAAAACCGUUUACUGUGCUAAAAAUGGAUUUUGGUACUAUUCAUCGAGCUAUUUCAAAUCAAGACUCAUAUGAUCGGCUUAUGUUUUAUAUUUCAGUGAUAAAGAAAAAUGGUGUUGCAACUGCCAAAAUACCUGAUGAGCCGCUGUUUCAUUCGGUCGAGAAGAUUAGAUGA